Molecule: messenger RNA, 2412 nt
Organism: Didymodactylos carnosus
Lineage: Eukaryota; Metazoa; Rotifera; Eurotatoria; Philodinida; Philodinidae
Source: the annotation of a GenBank genome assembly
AUGAAUGUAAUUGAAAACGCCGAAAAAGAAUGUUCGAUACUUGGUGCAUUAUUUCAAAGUAUUGUCAACGAAAUGAAGAACAGUUCAACAUUAUGGGAAGAUUUGGUGACGAAAGCAAGCAAGCUACAUGUUCAACUGAAAGCUACUCUUAUCGCUUUCAGUUCAUUUUUGGAUGCAUUUCAACGAAUUGCCGAUUUGGCAACAAAUACAAAAGGUCAAACGCGCGAUAUUGGCACAGCUUUAACUCGUCUAUGUUUAAGACAUAAAGCAAUUGAGCAAAAAUUAAAAUCUUUUACUAGUUCUUUAGUUGAAUCAUUUGUUCAACCAUUAAAUGAACGAAUUGAAGAUUGGAAAAAAUCAGCAAAUACAUUAGAUAAAGAUCAUGCAAAGGGACUUAAAGAUUAUAAGAAACUUCGUAAUGAACUACGAAAAAAAGCUACUGAAACAGUUAAAUUACAGAAAAAAUGUAAAAAAUUACCAAAAAAUGAUAUAUUGCAUAAUAAAUUAAACAGUGCUAUUCAAGAAGUUAGUAAUUAUUAUUCAAUGCUUGAAGAACGAGAAAAACAAGCAUUGCGAUCGGCAAUGAUUGAAGAAAGAAGUCGCUUUUGUACAAUUUAUAAUUUAAUUAAACCAAUUAUGGAACUUGAAAUAUCGAUGUCAACUGAAAUGAGUCAUGUUGAUGAUAUUGUACAGUGUUUAAAUAAACAAACAGCAGAACCAAAUUGUUUACCAAGUGCAAGUGAACAAGUCAUUAAAGAUAUUAAAGGAAUUGAUUAUAGUACAAUUGUUGCAUUUAAAACACCUCCAUCGUCGCCCGGUUCUCUCAGUAGUCGAAAAUCAAGUGUUUGCUCUAUAAAUAGCAUUAGUAGUUCAUCGAGUAGUUCAACAAAUUCACGUAGCCCUCAACAUAAUAAACAAAUACCAAUUGUAAAUCACAAUGGUCAAUAUAUUCAUCCACAAUACAAUCAAAACAAACCGAUACCAGGUGCUGUUGCUGUUAGCCGAUUAUCUAGUGUAUCUUCACAAGAUUCAGGAUUUACAUCACAAGAGCAGUUUUUUGCUCGACCACCAUCUCCUCUUGAAGAGUCAGAGCGCGAAUUAGAUGGUAGUGCUAGUCCAUUACUUGUUGUUUGUAGUACAUUGAAUGCGUGGGCUAAAAGACCAGAGCCAUCAACAGGAAAACAUCCUCAUACGGUGACGGGAGCACCUGAACCAGCCAAAUGCUCUCGUCCUGCGAUCACUGCUCAUACAUUUGAUCCACCUGAUCCAAGUUUAUUUGAAAAACCAAAUUGGAAUAUUAGUGAAGAAACUGGUCAACAAAUGCGUUCACCACUAAUAUCUGAAGAUGGUCUAUAUGGUGGUUUGUCUCGUCAACAUUCUGUACCAUCUCGUCGUUAUCGUAUGAGAGAUUUAAGUCUUGACCGACGUUCACCAAGGCGUGAUCAUCCAAAUGCAAGAUUAAAACCCACUAAACCGCCUUCAUUACCAGAAUAUUAUGGCACACGACCGAAUAUGUCGUUAGACGAAAAUAAUGAUCAACAACGUCGAAUAAGAAGUGCAACAUUAUCUUCAGAAGCAACUGCAAUUGAUACAAAAUCUAUUGUGUGGCGUGAUCGUAAUCGUCAUCAAACACAUAACUCAUCAACAACUACUCUCUUACAAGAAACACAGUAUACAACAAGUGCCUACUACGGUCAAUUGCAACCGUCAUUUGAAUCAGUCGAUGAAACACUUGAUGAAAUGUAUGAAUACCUGUCAAGAAGUGUGCCAAGUAAUGAUUGUAACCAACAAAAUUCAUCAUCAAAUAAAAAUUCUAAUGAUGGUCUUCGUCGUGGUAUGUCUGUCAUAGAAAAACCGGCACCACCUAUUCGGCGUACACCGUCGAUGAAUACAUCAACGACGACAUACAAACUGUCUUCAUCCGCGUCAUUAAUGGCAAAAUCGUGUGUAAAAGAUGACGCCUAUAUCGAACUUCAAGCACGUCUCAGAGCAAGACUUAAACGUGCCGAAGAAUUAGCUGAUGUUGUUGAAUAUCAAUCAACUACCAAUGGAAACAGUAUAACCGUUGUAAAUGUUAAUAAUAAUAAUAAUAAUAAUAAUACGAAUGAUAUUAAUAGUAAAAACCCAAGAUCUAUGCAACAACAACACUCGACAUCUAGAAGCAAUCAUAAUGACACUAACGUUGAUGAUUUUCCUCCGCCACCACCUGAUUUCUUUUUUAGCGAUUGUCAAAAGUCAACAAAUUGCAAUCGUUCUGUACAUAUAAAUAAUUCAUCUAACAUCGUAUCGAUACCGAUUCAAAAUAACACGAAUGAAAUGACGAAGAAUUCGUCGUUUCUUCAGGAAAUACAACGUGGAAUUAAACUUCGUAAAACAGUCACGAAUGAUAAAUCAUUACCGAGAAUGAAAUAA